ACAGGUAAUAUCUAAAGGUUGAAAAACUCUCUUACUCAUCUUUUACUAGUCUUAAUAAUACAGUUUUGAUUGUGAAAUAGAUGCAUAGCACGGUGUUUAUUAGAGGAAAUGCGGACUUGCGUUGAUCAUUGUGUGGGACUUGCAUCAUGAUGAGCUGACAGCAGCACCGGCACUAAUUUCUGGAAAAACUAGAAUUGAACCAAAUCUGAAGCUGAAUAAACAGUCUCUGAAGAAGCAUCUAGUAUUGUGAAUUCUUUAAAUGAUGUAAAUCACAAUAAUGGCAGAGGGCAAUUCCUCAAAGGACAUACCCCGAGGGCUAAUCAGCAGAAGGGGCCUGCCCUCAGGGAGAGGAACUAGACUGCCUUCAAUAGGGAAGCCUAGAGACCUUACAUUAGGAGGGGUACCAAAGAAAGUUUUUACCCCCAACAUCCCUGCUAGGAGAGAUAAGAGUGCUGACAAAACUGAAGAGAAAGGAGAAGGGAAGAAGGAAGGAAAACAAAAACCAGAGAAAUCUGGAGGAAAAGAUGAGCGAGGUAGAGGCAGAGGACGUGGCCGGGGCAGAGGAAGGGGGCGGGGCCAGGAUGUCAUUCAGUCCCACUCCAUCUUUGAACAAGGCCCAACAGAGAAGAUGGCAAAAGGUUCUUCGGUAUUUGAGAGUUAUGGAGGAUCAGGGCCUAAAUCUGGUGGGGGAGGGGGUGGAUCCUCAGCAGGUGGAUCUAAGCUGGGCGUGAAGAAAGAGAGGUCAGAUGAAGAAACCAAGGAAGUCCUGGACUAUCUUCUGAAAGAUGAUUUUAUUGCUGGUCCCCUUUCUGAGGACAAGGACAUGGCACCAGUCCACUUACCUCUCUGUAUUGUAGAGGACAUCAAACCUGCUGUUAAAAUUGAAGCAGAUUCUGGCGAUGUGGAAAUGACAGAAAGUGUAAAAGCCAAGGUGGACAUAUCUGUUAAAAUUCCAACCAAAGCCAAGCUUGCCCAGGAAACCUGUCAACACAUGUUCUCUUCACUAAGUAGUGGGGACCCAAACCAGAUGGUGUUUGUCCAGUUUCCUGACGUUAUGCCAGGGGUACCUGCUAGUUAUGGGAAGGAAGAGGAUGCCAAAGCCAGCAACAAAGACCAGACAGAGUCCUCCAAGAAAAUUGGUGCCAGUCCCCUGUCUGGUUUUUCAGAAGGUCACAUGGGAAAACUUGUCAUACGGAAAUCGGGACGAACCUCCUUAAUGCUUGGCAAUGUGGUGUUAGAUGUCUCAUUGGGAACCAAAUGUGGGUUCCUACAGGAUGUGGUUUCUAUUCACACUGACAGUGGUGGAAUGGGAGACAUGAGUGUUUUAGGACAUGUGACACACAGACUUAUCUGUACUCCAGACUUUGACUCUCUUCUUCAGGCCAAUCAGACUUAAUAACAAUGGAGUGAUCAUUGUGUGUAGUGACUGCCUGUUUACUUGUGACAUUAGCCUUAACUAGAUAUUGUUGAGAUGGUGACUGUCUCAAAGGACCCCACUUUUAGUACAAGACAUCAGGAUGAAAGGGACUUGUUGGGGUUUGACCUUGAUCUUUGACUUGCACCAUCCUUGGGUGAGGUAUGAGUCAUAUGGCACCAAGGGGAGAGGAAAUAUGCUCUUGACAAGGAUAUCACACAGAUAUCUGUUUGAC
This is a messenger RNA of Saccostrea echinata, 1649 nucleotides long. Its product is annotated as DNA-directed RNA polymerase III subunit RPC4-like. Gene Ontology annotation, biological process: transcription by RNA polymerase III. Gene Ontology annotation, molecular function: DNA binding. The record is from RefSeq and is a predicted model, not a curated record. Bases 278 to 1396 code for a protein of 372 amino acids. NCBI's taxonomy places the organism in Eukaryota, Metazoa, Mollusca, Bivalvia, Ostreida, Ostreidae. Gene Ontology annotation, cellular component: RNA polymerase III complex. The transcript is spliced from 10 exons.